Sardina pilchardus (European sardine) is the source of this 1697-nucleotide messenger RNA. RefSeq names its product zinc finger and SCAN domain-containing protein 31-like. The transcript has 3 exons. Gene Ontology annotation, cellular component: nucleus. Gene Ontology annotation, biological process: regulation of gene expression. The coding region runs from base 210 to 1637 and encodes 475 amino acids. NCBI's taxonomy places the organism in Eukaryota, Metazoa, Chordata, Actinopteri, Clupeiformes, Clupeidae. The record is from RefSeq and is a predicted model, not a curated record.
GUUAAAAUUGUUGUCAUUGUUGUCAUUGUUGUCAUUGCUGGCGCCUCCAGUCAGCCGCGAUCAGUGGAAAUUGCACGUAGGCUGCAAAACGGGAGAAUGGUUCAAGACAUUUUGUGGAGAUAAACACGGUUCCACGUCGAAUCAGACAGUUCAACACCAAAUUAACAUAAGCAAUCGUUAUACGGGAUCAUCUUUCUUCUGUUUGCAACAUGGAUCUCGGACUUCCAUUUGGUUUUAGUUGUGCUGAAUCAAAGCAGGUUGACCUGAGAGUGAUGGUGAAAGAAGAGGAUCUAAAAGCAGAUGUGAAAGAGGAAGAGUGUGGUCAGCUCAUUGCAUGUCCAGGUGAAGAAGAAAGGUCCACUUGCAGUCCAACUCUACAGACAACGCAGAAGACGGAGGUGAAGGAGGAAGAGGAAGAGGAGGAAGAAGAGGAGGAGAGGCAGCAGGUUGACCUGCUGAGUGUGAUGGUGAAAGAAGAAGAUAUAAAAGAGGAGGAAUAUGAUCACAUGAUUGCAUGUCAAGAUGAUGAAGAAAAGCCGUUUGCAGAGUUUCAAUGUAAAACUGAAACAGACGUCACAGAGUCACCAAGGUCUACGUACAAUGAACUGCUACAGACAACAGUGAAGACUGAAGUGAAGAUAGAAGAAGAGGAAGUGAAGAAAGAGGAAGAGGAGGAAGAAGAAGUGAAUAAAGAGGAGGAAGAAGAGGAGGAGGAGCAGCAUGAACAUCUGUCUCCGUACAAUGAACUGCUACAGACCACAGUGAAAACUGAAGAGGAGGAGAAAGAAGAAGAGGAAGAAGUGAAUAAAGAAAAGGAGGAGGAAGAGGAGGAGGAGGAGGAGGAGGAGGAGCAGCAUGACCAGCCUGAUCUGCUGGAAAGUGUAUCAGAACACCCACAUACAAGGCAACAGAAGAUCCACAGACAGAAUGAAACACUCCACCUGCAACUCAGAAGAAGACUGCACCACUGCACAGCCUGCAGGAAGAGCUUCACGGCCCUGAGAGAACUCGAGAAACACCAGCAAACACACUGUCUUGGUGUUAAUCGAAAGCAGAGUACUGGCAAAACACAACAUAAAUGUGCCCCUAUGUUAACACGCACUAGAGAAAAGCCUCAUAAAUGUGUACAGUGUGGAAAAGUCUUUUCACAAAGUUCAGCUCUUAGUAGUCAUGUACAAAUACACACUGGAGAGAAACAUGAAUGUGCCCAGUGUGGAAAAACUUUUACACAACUUUCCAAUCUUAAAACCCACAUGCUCAUACAUAGUGGAGAGAAGCAUCAUCGAUGUACGCAAUGUGGAAAAGCUUUUACUCACAACUCGACUCUUAAAACCCACAUGCUCAUACAUACUGGAGAGAAGCCUCAUCAAUGUACUCAGUGUGGAAAAGCUUUUGCACAACUCGCAGCUUUUAAAAAUCACUUGCUCAUUCAUACUGGAGAGAAGCCUCAUAAAUGUGUCCAGUGUGGAAAAGCUUUUAUACAACUCUCAAAUCUUAAAACCCACAUGGUAAUACACACUGGAGAGAAGCCUCAUCAAUGUGCCCAGUGUGGAAAAGCUUUUGCACACCACUCAACUCUUAAAAACCACAUGCUAAGUAAAAGACACGGGAGUUUACAGUGUUCAGUCGGCAUUUAGCUUAUUGUAGUGUACAACCCCAAAUCAGAAAAAGUUGGGACGUUGUGUAAAAUGUGAAUA